Messenger RNA from Oryctolagus cuniculus (rabbit), 1933 nucleotides. Lineage: Eukaryota; Metazoa; Chordata; Mammalia; Lagomorpha; Leporidae. The record is from RefSeq and is a predicted model, not a curated record.
GCUCGCGAGCCCCGCUUCCGCGGCGGGCGGCAUGGCGGCGGAGCGGCGCGAGCUGUGAGCCGCGGGGUCCCGGGGGCGCCAUGGUUUUCCUCACGGCGCAGCUGUGGCUGCGGAACCGGCUCACCGACCGCUACUGGCGGGUGCAGGAGGUGCUGAAGCACGCCCGGCACUUCCGGGGUAGGAAGAACCGCUGCUACCGGCUGGCCGUCCGGGCCGUGACCAGGGCCUUCGUGAAAUGCACGCAGGCCCGCAGGCUGAAGAAGAGGACCAUGCGGACCCUCUGGAUUAACCGAAUUACAGCUGCCUCCCAGGAACACGGCCUGAAGUACCCAGCAUUCGUUUCCAAUUUAAUUAAGUGCCAGGUGGAGCUCAACAGGAAGGUGCUUGCAGACCUGGCCAUCCACGAACCCAAGACUUUUAAGUCCCUGGCGGCCUUGGCAGAGAGGAGGUGACAAGAAGGACUCGCUGCGGCCCUGGGGGACGGCCAGGAGCCGGAAGGCGUGUUUUCCCGAGUGGCGCGGGACCACUGACCUGGUAGCGCUGGGAGGCCGCUCUGCCUGCUGGUGCUGACCCAAGCACAGGAGGGAGAGAGUUCAUCAGCAGUGUGCAAGUGUCGCCUGUAACUGUUCCCAGAACCACCUUCCACUGACUGCAAAUAAAGCCCACCUGGUGUCCAAAAAAAAAAAAGUUGACAUAUUGGACCCACGUCACUUUCUGAUUUCACUGUAGUCCUGUAGGGGUUUAAGAUACAAGCACUGGAGGAUGGCAGAGAAAGGGGUCACUGACCUCUUGCUAAUGUCUUCAUGACUUUCUGUGAGUGUGAUCAUUUUACUGUACAUAGAAAAAGGAGAUAAUGUUGGCCAAACAGUGCAUUUGUCAGAACAGAAUUCAGCUUUCUGACCCAUAUAUUUGUAACCUUUGAUGAAGUUUGAAAAGUCAUGCUUAGACCUUUGAAUGUUAGCUGGCCCAGUAAUGUUCUUAAAAGUGGGUUAUCUAGAGAGUAGGUGUCUUGUAUAACAUAACACUGUAUAUUAUUCUUUCAGAAAAAAGGAAACACAAGUAGUAUUUCUAAUAAAUACUUUAAAGAGAAAGUAAAAACAAACUUUAAGACACUGUAUUCAGCAGUCUAUUAAAAGUAUAAAGAGGGGUGGGUGUUUAGCCUGGUGGUUAAGACUCUGGUUUGACACCCAUGUCCUGUACCAGACAUACCAGACUACCAUGGUUUGAUACCUGGCUCUGAUUCCCAAACUCCAGCUUCCUGCUGGUGUGGACCUUGGGAGGGGAACAAGCCAUGUAAGAGACCUGGAUUGAGUUCCUGGCUCACAGCUUUGGAUCAGCCCAGUCUCUGCUGUUGUGGGCACUUGAAGGAGUAAACUAGCAGAGGGGAGCUCGCUCUCGCUUGCCCUUGCUCUCAAACUCUGUCUUUCUCUCCCCCUCUCUCCCUCUCAAUUUGAAAGUGUGAAGAAUACAUCAUGGUCAGAUAAAGUCUACUUUUAGAAUACAAGGAUGGUUCAAUACCAGUUGAUAGAAUUCAUCAUGUGUGGUAUAUUGUGGUAUUAUUUCUUGCAUUUGCUGUAGUAGAAUUGUACUUUUUGGCUGGUGCCGUGGCUCAAUAGGCUAAUCCUCUGCCUUGCGGCGCCGGCACACCGGGUUCUAGUCCCGGUCGGGGCGCCGGAUUCUGUCCCGGUUGCCCCUCUUCCAGGCCAGCUCUCUGCUGUGGCCCGGGAGUGCAGUGGAGGAUGGCCCUAGUGCUUGGGCCCUGCACCCCAUGGGAGACCAGGAGAAGCACCUGGCUCCUGCCUUCGGAUCAGCGUGGUGCGCCGGCCGCGGUGGCCAUUGGAGGGUGAACCAACAGCAAAGGAAGACCUUUCUCUCUGUCUCUCUCUCUCACUGUCCACUCUGCCUAUCAAAAAAAAAAAAAAAAAAAAAAGAA